This is a messenger RNA of Anolis sagrei ordinatus, 1380 nucleotides long. It is a transcript of the gene MYD88, whose product is annotated as MYD88 innate immune signal transduction adaptor. Gene Ontology annotation, biological process: positive regulation of canonical NF-kappaB signal transduction; defense response to Gram-positive bacterium; Toll signaling pathway. NCBI's taxonomy places the organism in Eukaryota, Metazoa, Chordata, Lepidosauria, Squamata, Anolidae. Gene Ontology annotation, cellular component: plasma membrane. Gene Ontology annotation, molecular function: Toll-like receptor binding; TIR domain binding. The record is from RefSeq and is a predicted model, not a curated record.
CAGGGCGGGCGGGCGAGCGUGGCUGGAGGGAGAAGCCAUGGCCGGGUCUCCUUGCUCGUCGGGGGAAGAGGGCGAAGAGGGGUGUUGGCGGGGGGCGCCCUUGGUGGCGCUGAACUACUCUCUGCGGCGGCGCCUGUCCUUGCUGCUGAACCCGGGCGCGGCGGUGGCGGCGGACUGGGCCUCGCUGGCCGAGGAGCUGGGCUACGAGUUCCUCGAGAUCCGCGCCUUCGAGGCCCGCCCGGACCCCACGGCACAGCUCCUCCAGGACUGGGAGAGGAGGGCCAGCCCCACUGCCGCCACCGCCGGAACACUCCUCGACGCCCUCCGACGACUCCACAGGCACGACGUCCUCGCAGACCUCGCGCCCGGCAUCGAGGAGGACUGCAAGAAAUACCUGAAGAGGAAGCGAGAGGAGCAGACAGAGCGGCCGGUUCAGGUCCCGGCGGUGGACAGCAGCUUCCCACGGACAUCCGAAAUGCGGGGCAUCACCACCCAGGAUGACCCCACGGGGCAAUUCCCAGAGAAGUUUGAUGCCUUCAUCUGCUACUGCCAGAGUGACCUCCCCUUCGUUCAAGAAAUGAUCCAAGAGCUGGAGCAGACCGACCACAGGGUGAAGCUCUGUGUCUUUGACCGAGAUGUCCUCCCAGGAACCUGCGUGUGGUCCAUCACGAGUGAACUGAUAGAGAGGCGCUGCCGGAGAAUGGUGGUAGUCAUCUCAGAUGAUUACCUGGAUAGUGAAGAAUGUGAUUUCCAAACCAAGUUUGCUCUCAGCCUCUCACCAGGGGCUCGCCUCAAGCGCCUCAUCCCGGUGAAGUGCAAGACCAUGAAGAAGGAGUUCCCAAGCAUCUUGAGGUUCAUCACCGUUUGCGACUACACCAACCCUGCCAAAAAAAUGGUUCUGGAUGCGGCUGGCCAAGUCCCUCUUGCUGCCCUGAGGCCAAGCGUCGAGACUGGGCAUCUCUUGCUUUGGCUGGACUAUGUUUUCAAGAAGGAGGAUCAGCCGAUCUCUCUUCACCUUCACCCCAAGCAACGGUUGAAACAACAUUCUGCUUCAAAACGGGGCCAGUUUUAAAAAUGUGGGUGGUGUUAAGGGUGAAAGGUAAAGACAGGUUCAUCUGCUCAAGAGGUAUUACUAUUUGCCAGGUACCCAUUCCUGCAUUUUACCUCCUCACCACCCUGCCUAACAGGAGAACCAAGAAAAACCGGACCAAGGGGGAGAAAGUUUUCAAUAGCAUUGGUGUACAAACUGCUGGUAAUCUUUAACAAGCUGUUGAUCAUUUUCUGUGCUGUUACAAUGUGGGGUCAAAAAGCUUUCUUUAUCCACAAGAUAACAACAAUCCUGUUUCUAAUACAGGUGAGUUCUAUGUGCCUUAAAACAGG